Molecule: messenger RNA, 561 nt
Organism: Penicillium brasilianum
Lineage: Eukaryota; Fungi; Ascomycota; Eurotiomycetes; Eurotiales; Aspergillaceae
Source: the annotation of a GenBank genome assembly
AUGAGCCCUUCUAUCCUCGCGCUUGAUGGGGGAGGAGUUAGAGGUGUUAUACCUUUGGAAUACCUUCUCCUGAUGGAGGAGCAUUUGCGGCCUUGUACUAUUCACGAUGUGGUGGACCUCGCUAUCGGCACAAGCUCAGGAGGGCUUAUUGCUCUGGGAUUAUUUGCAAUGUUGUGGGAUGUCGCAGAAUGCUCCGAGCGCUUCAAUACACUGGCGAACCAGAUUUUCAGGGAAAGACGACGGUCGAUUUUUCCCCUCCUUCAAAUUUCAGGCUACAAAUCGCUCCUUGGUGAAGUGACCAAAUGGUUUCAAUGGCUUCUCUACGACAGCUGUUAUGACUCACAAGUCUUCGAUGCUGCUCUGAAAGGCGCUUUCGGAGAAAAUCGCCUACUUUUUGGUGCUACACGGGAACGUUCUCCGGGUCAUAGACGGUCCGGCCUGAAGGUGGGAGUAAUUGCAACCAGCAUUUCUAGGAGCACGGGUGCAUUUGUCAUCGGAAACUUCAAUAUAUCUGAGGACUCGAAGAACAAAUAUGGCAAGUUAUACGUCACUAUGUUUUAG